This is a messenger RNA of Mirounga angustirostris (Northern elephant seal), 5286 nucleotides long. RefSeq names its product TATA-box binding protein associated factor 5 like (gene TAF5L). Gene Ontology annotation, cellular component: nuclear protein-containing complex; histone acetyltransferase complex. The coding region runs from base 160 to 1929 and encodes 589 amino acids. Gene Ontology annotation, molecular function: protein binding; transcription coactivator activity. Gene Ontology annotation, biological process: regulation of DNA-templated transcription. The record is from RefSeq and is a predicted model, not a curated record. NCBI's taxonomy places the organism in Eukaryota, Metazoa, Chordata, Mammalia, Carnivora, Phocidae. The transcript is spliced from 5 exons.
CUCCGAGUCCCAGGCGGCCGCGGGCGGCGUGGCCUGCAGUCGGCAGCUACACCUGGAAGGCUCCGCGUUCCUGCUCGGGGUGGAUCCUGCCGGGGCGGCUGCCGGGCACCCGCCCGGAAGGGGUCCUGAGCGCUGGACAGCCGGGCAGGAGCACAGGUCAUGAAACGAGUGCGCACCGAGCAGAUUCAGAUGGCAGUGUCCUGCUACCUCAAACGCCGGCAGUACGUGGACUCCGAUGGUCCCCUGAAGCAAGGACUGCGGCUCUCACAGACUGCUGAGGAGAUGGCGGCCAACCUCGCAGUCCAAUCAGAAUCCGGCUGUGCCAACAUAGUGUCUGCAGCCCCUUGCCAGGCAGAGCCCCAGCAAUAUGAAGUACAGUUUGGACGCCUACGGAAUUUUCUCACUGAUUCUGAUUCCCAGCAUAGCCACGAAGUGAUGCCUCUCCUCUAUCCUCUCUUUGUCUACCUCCAUCUCAACCUGGUCCAGAAUAGUCCGAAGAGCACAGUGGAAAGUUUUUACAGCCGCUUCCAUGGAAUGUUUCUGCAGAACGCUAGCCAGAAGGAUGUCAUUGAGCAGCUACAGACCACUCAAACCAUCCAGGACAUCCUGUCUAACUUCAAGCUUCGAGCAUUCCUAGAUAACAAGUACGUGGUCCGUCUCCAGGAAGACAGCUACAACUACCUUAUCCGCUACCUCCAAAGUGACAACAACACCGCCCUGUGCAAGGUCCUCACCUUGCAUAUCCAUCUUGACGUGCAGCCUGCCAAGAGAACAGAUUACCAGCUCUAUGCCAGUGGCAACUCCUCUCGAAGCGAGGGCAGCGGCUUAGAGCCCACUGACAUGCCCGCCCCUAUUCUGCAGAACGAGGCUGCCCUGGAGGUCUUGCAGGAGAGCAUUAAGCGCGUCAAGGAUGGCCCUCCUUCCCUCACCACCAUCUGUUUCUAUGCCUUCUAUAACACAGAGCAGCUGUUGAACACUGCAGAAAUCUCCCCAGACAGCAAGCUGCUUGCUGCUGGGUUUGACAACUCCUGUAUAAAACUGUGGAGUUUACGAUCCAAGAAGUUAAAAUCAGAACCCCAUCAAGUAGACGUGUCCCGCAUCCACUUGGCUUGUGACAUUCUGGAGGAGGAGGAUGAUGAGGAUGACAAUGCGGGCACAGAGAUGAAGAUACUACGGGGACACUGUGGACCAGUGUACAGCACAAGGUUCCUCGCAGACAGCUCAGGGUUGCUCUCUUGUUCUGAAGACAUGUCCAUUAGGUACUGGGACCUCGGGAGUUUCACCAACACUGUGUUGUACCAAGGACAUGCCUACCCUGUGUGGGACCUGGACAUUAGCCCGUAUAGCCUGUACUUUGCCAGUGGGUCCCACGACCGCACCGCGAGGCUGUGGUCAUUUGAUCGGACGUACCCACUGAGAAUAUAUGCCGGCCACCUGGCAGAUGUGGACUGUGUCAAAUUCCACCCUAAUUCAAACUACUUAGCCACAGGCUCGACCGACAAGACUGUCCGGCUGUGGAGUGCUCAACAGGGCAACUCGGUGAGGCUCUUCACGGGCCACCGUGGCCCCGUGCUCUCUCUUGCCUUUUCUCCCAACGGUAAGUACUUGGCGUCAGCUGGCGAGGACCAGCGGCUAAAGCUAUGGGACUUGGCCUCCGGGACCCUUUAUAAAGAACUGAGAGGCCACACGGACAAUAUCACCAGCCUCACCUUCAGUCCGGACAGCAGUUUGAUCGCGUCUGCGUCCAUGGACAACUCCGUGCGCGUCUGGGACAUCAGGAACACUUACUGCAGUGCGCCUGCCGACGGUUCCUCUGGGGAACUCGUGGGUGUGUACACUGGGCAGAUGAGCAAUGUACUCAGUGUGCAGUUCAUGGCCUGCAACCUUCUUCUAGUGACUGGAAUCACACAAGAAAAUCAGGAACAUUAAUUUUUGUUUUUUAAUCUUUGUGGUAACGGACUGGGGCUGUAGUGGAAAGCCUCCAGGUUGCAAGUCGUAGGACAAAUUGAGAUUGAAUCACUGACUGUGAAAGACUCCCCGCUUCUCCCCCUUCUCCCGUACAGACAUCCUGAGCUCGUCUCCCCUGCACUCGGUCCCCCACGUGUCGAAGGACUGGAGGGGGAAGGUGCUGUGAUUGGACAUGAGAUGGAGCAUGAAGAGGCUCGGGGGGUCGGAUUGCAAGCUCUUACGGAGAUCCCGCCCGUGUCCUCGCGUGAGCACCUUCGUGUCUCUGUCUCAUUUUCCCGUGUGUCGACCCGAGAUGCUGCUUACCUCGCCGCCGGGUGCUGCCUUUGGUCCGAGGAUGGUUGCAGGGCACCCUCGCGAGGAGUGGUGCCACGGGAUCCCCGCUGCUCAGUCGGCGGGUGCAAGGGGGCUUUCCUGGCCUAGGAAUGCGGGGGUGGGAACUAGGAACGGGGGCGGGCAUCAUCCUGGCGAAAAGUCUCUCCUUUUCCGUAAUUACAGAGAACCAGGAUUUUUUAUUAUUAUAAUUAUAAUUAUUAUUAUUACUGAGAAGAGGAAGCCUAGCACUGGCAGAGGGGCCUUCUCUGCUCUCGUCUUUCAGGUUUUACUCCUGGCACUGGCUGUGAUACUUGGAAUCUUGAGGUUCAGGGAAUUCAGAGAAUUUGGUAGCGCAGUGUUUUGGGAGAAAGGGAAACUUUCUGGGUGACGAUGGGUCACUCCGGCUGACAUGUGUCUAGAAGUGGGUGGGUGGGUGGGUUUGAGAAAGUUCUGGGCUCUGGCAGUGACGGUGGGAGUGGAAGAGUCUCCUCAUGGCUGCACUUGUAUGAACAGUUCUCUCCCCGGGAAGGACAGAUGGUGGUAAAGAAAUGAGAAGAAUUUGCAGUGAUAGGGCAAAAGAUAGAAUUAGAAGAUGUGAAAUUUCCAAAUGCCCAUUUAUCCGGAGGUGUGGCUCGCUCAGUGUCUUUUCCUCCUGCCAUCAUUCGCUCCCACCUCCUGCAUUGCAAUAGCAGUUUAACGAACACUUUGUGAAACAAAUCGUAAGUACCCACGCACGCAUCUAAAACUGUGCUUUGAGGAUAAAGCAAGUUCGAAUUCGUGGAAAAAGGAUUAAAUAUUUCUGUUUUCUGAAAAGAGUUAUUUUGUAUUUUGUUUUCUAUUAAAAUGUAUUUAGUUUCAAAAAAAAAAAAAAGUGUUGUCAUGUCAUUUAAACUGUGAGGGCAGGCGGGUGUGUGGCCCGGCCUGGGGUGACGUGUGCAGCCCACCUCUCUUCAGGAUGAUAGCCACUCAUGUAGGCCAGACUAGCCCCAACACAGGUACACUCCCACCCGUUCCUGUAUUCUGUUCAGCUAACUUUGAAUCGUGCUUCCUCUUGGCAUUCGCAGGAAUUAUUGGUAACAUUUAAUACUGUUUAUACAUCCAAGGUUACCAGUUGCUAACAGGAGACAAUGUAUAUUUUACCAUCUAGAGUAAUUUGGGAAGAUCCCACUUCCAGUUUUCUUUAAUGACCCCAUUAUAAAAUUUCUAAGGGGCAUAAGAACUGUGCUAUUUAAUUAACUUAAACUGUUUCUCGAGCAAUUCCAGAUAAAGGACUCGUUCAGAAAUUUAAAUGAUGCCAAAAUACAAGAACACCAAGAAUUAUCAGGAAAUUAAAGGAAGACUCUAGAAUUCUAUGUGAAAAUUUUUUUUUACUUGAGCCCAAGAUUCUAAUUAAUAAGUGUUUCUUAUUCAUAAAAACCUAUGUAUUUGAAACAUUGUAAGAAGGAUCUAUUAGUGCCUCAGCCACUUCCACAUAGUGUGCCGUGAAGGUCAGAUAGAAUUCAAGUAUGUUCUUACCUGUAGUAAGUGAACUCUUAAAUUCUAUGGUAUAUUGCUAGAAACAAUAAAAUCCCUAAAUUGGGCUGAAUCAUUCUCAGGAGUGAAAAUACCACUGACUAGGGAUGAUUUGGAAAGACUUUGUUUUUUAAUACAAAAUUUUUUUGAUUAAACACAAAACUGUAUUGGGUUGGUCAGUCUUCAAAUUAUCAAUCAUGUAUAUACUUUUGUAAUUUGAAUUCAAGCUCUUAAUGAUCUUCAUGUUUGGCCUCUUUCUUUGAACUGACUUUAAUGUGGGAUAAUUUAACUUUAUAGAAUACCCCUCACAACUUCCCCAGAAUCUUAGAAAUAUCGUAAGGGGUAUGUAUAUAUGUUUAUGGCCACAAGGGUGCAUAAGAACAUAGUUAGACUCUUCAGGUUGCUCUUCUGUGUUGUUUUAUUUUCUCUUCAGAGCUAGAGAUGGACAGGACUGGUGAUACUACCAUUUAGUAGAUGAAAAUCUAAAGCCCAGAGAAGCUCUGUUAUCUAUGUCCAACAUGGAAUGGUUACAUGUCUUGGAUGUGUUACAAGGAGGAUCUAUAUUCAGUAUCCUCAAGUUCUAGCUGGAGGAUAUAGCCCUGAUAAUAGAAAAAUGUUUUUUGUUUUUUGUUCGUUUUUUUAAAAAAAACCUCCAAAAAGGAAAUAUGAAUGUUUAACAAACAUAUAUAUAGUGCUUACCAUCUACUAGAAAUCAUUCCAUGAGCUUUAUGAAAAUUAACUUUUUCUUUUAUCUCCAUAAUAACCCUGUGAGAUAAAUGCCACUUUUAUCUGUAUUUUACAAAUGAGGAUUCUGAGGCCCUGUUGGAUUAACUCACUUUGCCAGAGGGUCACACAGCUAGUAUCCAAUGAAGCCAGAAUUUGCACCUGGGAAGUCUGGCUCCAGAGUUCUUCCACAGGCUCGUGUGUCCCUUCAUUCCCGCAGUACCAGGUAAAGAGUGACCUGAGGUUACUAGUAACUAAAUGUUCCUGGCAAUAGUUAUAAGACUCAUGCUUCCCUUUGCCAAAUAAGUCAGCAAAAUCUAGCGGGAUCAGGAACUGGUGGUAAGAACAAACUUAAACAAUAUGUGGCUAAAAGAAACUUGAAAAUACUCGAUUUUGAACCACAAUGAUAAAUCUCUGCAAUGUGUAUAAGGUGCAGAAAAAAAAAAAAAAAGCUGAAAUUUCUUAGGCUGAUAGGCUCAGAAAACUCUGACUGUAAUUUCAAUUCAGCAGUACACUGGCCAAAAGAAAGAGAACGUUGAGAUAAAGUAAAGUAAGAAAUUAGAUGAAACGGGAAACAAUUUGAAGUUUUUAUAUUCAAGAUCCAGCUUCUAAGGAUAGCUGUGAUUACUAGCUUUUCAUUUGUUUUAUUCAUAUAUUAAAAAUGUCUUGGUUGUAUAAAAAAAAAAUCCAUUGAAUAUGUAGGCUUCUAAUUUUGCUAUUGCCCAGAUUGGUAUUUAAAUAUAUGGAUUAAAAGAUUAGUCUGUACUUCAA